AUGAAUCAGAACUCCGUUCGCCGCAACCUCUUCCACGGAAAUCUCAGUCGCCGACCUGCCUCCGCUGGACCUCCCAAUGGCAACGUCCCUCAGAACACCAACGGCCUGUCCAACCGUCCCUCGCACCGAUUGAAAACUACGGCCUCGGAUUCAGCGGCACCUCGAGCAUUCAAGAGUCUGGAGAAUAGAGAUAUUGUGGUCCGGGACAAAAGUGGCAGCUACAAGCUUGAAAUUCCAACCUUACCAAGUGCUCUGAUUGGGGAGGAUGGGGAGGAGUUGGAACAGGCUGAGGAUGGGGGGUUCCAUGCUGAACUCACUGGGACUGACAAGGAGAAGUUCGAGGCGGCUGUUGUUGAGAUGAUGAUUCGACACCGGAACAGACAAACAAAUGGUGAAGAUGAGAUUCUGGGAAUGGUGCAUGAGAGUCUACGCAGAAAAGCCGCGUCAUUGGAUGAUGACAAUUGGAUGUUUGAGCCUGAGAAGGACACGUUCACUGACUAA
Penicillium bovifimosum is the source of this 501-nucleotide messenger RNA. RefSeq lists its product as uncharacterized. The transcript is spliced from 3 exons. The record is from RefSeq and is a predicted model, not a curated record. Bases 1 to 501 code for a protein of 166 amino acids. Lineage: Eukaryota; Fungi; Ascomycota; Eurotiomycetes; Eurotiales; Aspergillaceae.